Messenger RNA from Racocetra persica, 276 nucleotides. Lineage: Eukaryota; Fungi; Glomeromycota; Glomeromycetes; Diversisporales; Gigasporaceae. The record is from the annotation of a GenBank genome assembly.
GGGAAGCAAAUUUUCUCAACUACAACUUCAUCAAAUCCAUCAAAUACUUUACAAAAAAACAUCAACGCCAAUUUAAUUAAUUACAAUUGUAAAUGUCUGGAAUGUAGUAUCCCAUCGUUCAAGAAUAGCUCUUAUGUUUACAAUAAGGAUAAGCAAAACGUGAUUCUUCAAGUAUGCAAGAAAAUUUUGAGUGGUAUUCAAAUGGAACAUAAUCGCGCAGAAUUACUUUAUGAUCGAAAACCAAUGACACACAACCAAAUUUCUAAUUAUCAGGAU